CGCUUCGGUUUGGACGUGUUUCCCGAGCGAGUAAGGUGCUGCUUAGUUAGUUGCUGACUCUCGUGUUCGACUAGGUUCCGAGCAGGUUCGAUUGAUUUUUUCGUGAGUGUGCCCCGUUUUCAUUCGCGUUAUGACGAAAGUGUGGCGUUUUAAAGUUUGAGCAUAGCUAGUUCGGGCAGUUGCUAAUCUUGAUCUCGAACGGUUGCCUUGACGGAUGCGACAGUGAGUGAGACGGGUGAGUGGGAAGAAAAUCGCGAUACCUUGUGAGGUCUGACUGUGCCUGCCCUGCGAUCAGUUAGUGUCGGUUAUCGAAAGUUUCGCGAAUUGUUUGCGUCACACCGACCGCGUUGCCAAUCAAACGCAUCUGUGUUCUGUGUACGCGCGUGUGUGUGUGUGUGUGUGUGCUUGUGGGAAAAUUUACGUUCCAGUUCUCUGAGUCUCGAAACUAUUGCAAAGGCAGCAACAGACUAUUGCUUCCUGAAGUGUAAGACUACGGUGAAUAUUAAGCAGGAGCAAAGCAUCGUGAAAAGGGUGUCACAUUUUUCCCGGUGGGGCGUUUUUCUUUGGCGAAGACACGAAGCGUGGCCCACAUUUGCACUCAGGACCUCAGGCCUCUCUCCAUCAGUCUCGGCAGCUUUUGUUUGUUCGCAUACGUAAAUUUUCGGACCUUGAUUAUUACUCAACUAGCUCUCAGCCACCACUAGCCAAGUGGACCACUUUGGACUGGAUUGUUUGCUGGAGCAUCAUCAGCGAAGGGGGUGAAGAGUGGGGAGCUCAUCUGCUGAUAAUUGCAUACGCAGGCCUCACUUCAGCGCUUGAUUAUACACACAUUUGAGAUUAUCGCUUUUUGUUGCGGCUCGGAUCGGCGGAAUAACAUUUUGUUUUUUACAUAACAACGCCAGAUCGUUAUCGGUGUUGGGAGCUAGAGUUUGACUACUGAGAACUUUUUGAGUCGUUCUCAAGCGAGAAGCUGUUGGUGUUAAUUAGAAGAUUGGCUUUUAAUUUCCCAAGAAAAAAAAUCUAAAUCAAAAGUUCAACCGUAAUCGUUUGAGGGAAAAGUCGAGUUUUAGAUUUAAAAAAAAAAACAUCAUCAUAUCCGUGCGAGUGGGGUAGUCAAGUAGAAAGAAAUAAUCCAAAAGCGAGAAGCGAAAAAAAGUGAGUGUGAAAGUUUUUUUCCUCCAUUCCAGUUUGCGACGUGCGGUGCUGUUAUAGCCCAAUCAGAGUGUAUGUGUUCAGAUAUAAGUGCUCCGCAAAUGUGUACGACCACUCGGCAGCAGUUGGUAUAAUAAGCACACGGUGACCCGUGACCAGUUUCCAGUUGGGAAAGGUAGUCGCUAGUCAACGUUGAAUAAAAAAGGCCGAAACCAAAAAAAUCGAGUGGGGAAUUGUACCGAAGAAGGAAAAAAUAAAAAUAAAAAAAAUCAGCGAAUCACUGAAUAAGCAAGUUGAUUGCAGCUACUACUACGUUCAACAGCGACAGCUCCGCGAAAGCAAAAGUUGUUCGACCAACCUGUCCUCUGUCCCUUGAUCGUCGUCGCCGUCGAAGCUGUGAUCGCAUCGAAACAUCGAGGGAACAGGCGUCCGUUCAACUGCACCGCAGACACGCAAAAACAGGUUAGUGAUCGCUGCCACAGGCCUUCGUGAAGGGAGAACCCCGAUUGCUUCAAUGGGGAAGCCCCAUUCUCGGAACAACAGCACGCAACCGGUAGUAGCGCGUCCUUCUGCCGCCCAUCAUCAGUCGUCGCCGUCGUCGUGUUUGCGUGCAUUGAAUUCGUAAUACCCCCUCCUGAAUUCGAAGAAAAGCCCACCCACAAGAAAAAGGAAAAAAAUGUUCUUCGGUUGCUACUGAGCUAAAAAAAAAUAAAAGGCGGUAGAGAGCUGAAAUUCGCGCGCGCACGCUUCGUGGUUUAUUCGUGGUUUGGGUGGGAAAUUGAAAUAAUUAAUUUACCGUGAUUCAAGUGUGAGAAGUGGUGCAGGAAAAAUUGAUUCCAUUCAGUAGCAUUUCCGGUAGGCGGUGUCCGUGUCCCUGAUCUUAACUGGCUGAGUGUUUGCGCGAGUGAAUAGUAAAGUCGAAGUUUAUGAGCGCGAUAGCGAGUGUUGAAACGUUACCACCAUCGCCGCCGUCACGAUCCAUCGUCAUAUCCACGACCGCCGAGGGCAACAGGAGCACCGUGCCCAGCUAAUAUGGUCGUAAGUGAUUCCGCUCCCGAGCAACGGGCGGAAGUAGCGGGCUACCAGCUGAAGAAGAAGAAGAAUACGACGCACUGUCACCGGCAUCAUCUUCCUGGAGAGGAAUGCCUCCACCAGCGACGGUAUCACAUUUCCGGCAUGGCACUGUUGCUGUGCUCGGCAUCGCUGCUGCUGCUGUUGGCGCAGUCGAUACCCACCGGUUUCGGUGUCCUGAUGCUGGACCCGAGCCUGAACGGAACCGACCACCCCGCGUUGAAGUCGUUAGCGAAUUUAAUUUCAACAAAUGAUGUUGAUUAUGUUAAUGCAAAUAAUGAUGAUAAUGUGUCCAAUAAUUAUAAUGUUAGCACCGAUGCUAUAAUUAAUAGUGCAACCGGUAGUGACAGCAUUUUCGGCGCGAUUGCCAGUGCGAAUGGCCAAGGGCGUCGCCCCAGCAGCGGCGGUCGAAACCGACCGAUACCGAUCUACCUGAACGAGUUUGCCGUGUACAUCCCGAGUGGGCCGACGGUCGCCGACAUCAUCGCCGAUAAAUAUGGGUUCAACAAUUUGGGACAGAUCGGUCCCCUGAAAGGAUAUUAUUUAUUUCAUCACAGCCACGUCCGGAAGCGAUCUCUAGAUAGGAGCGAAGUUCACCACAGCGCACUUAACACCGAACCAGAGGUUCGAUGGAUGCAACAACAGCACGAGAAGAUCCGCCGUAAGCGCGACUAUUCGACCUUCGAUCAGGACUUUGUCCGCUUUCCGGAUCCACGCUCCAUCGCUCCCGGGAGCCGGAUCAACUAUCGGGACACUAGUUCCCACAAUAUCUUCCCGGAUCCGCUCUUCAAGGAGCAAUGGUACCUGGUGAGUAGAAAUGGUGGCGCCAAGGAUGGUUUGGACAUGAACAUUGGUCCAGCGUGGCAGAAGGGCUACACGGGCAAAGGCGUCGUGGUGUCGAUUCUGGACGAUGGCAUCCAGCGGAACCAUCCGGAUCUCGUGCAGAACUAUGACCCGGACGCAUCCUACGACAUUAAUGGAAACGAUUCGGAUCCGAUGCCACGGGACAAUGGAGACAAUAAGCACGGCACUAGAUGCGCGGGAGAGGUUGCAGCUGUGGCCUUCAACAACUACUGCGGCGUCGGUGUGGCCUACAAUGCCAGCAUUGGAGGAGUUCGGAUGUUGGAUGGCACCGUUAACGAUGCCGUGGAAGCAAAAGCUCUGGGCCUAAAUCCUGACCACAUUCACAUCUACAGCGCCUCGUGGGGUCCGGAAGACGACGGAUCCACGGUGGACGGGCCUGGGCCUCUGGCUCGGAGGGCGUUCAUCUUCGGAGUUACCAGCGGUCGCCAGGGCAAGGGAUCGAUCUUCAUCUGGGCCUCGGGCAAUGGAGGCCGGUACACUGAUAGCUGCAACUGCGAUGGCUAUACCAAUUCCAUCUUCACCCUUUCGAUCUCCAGCGCUACACAGGGAGGUUACAAACCCUGGUACUUGGAGGAAUGCUCAUCUACCCUUGCCACGACGUAUAGUUCCGGAACUCCUGGACACGACAAGAGUGUUGCGACCGUGGAUAUGGAUGGAUCGCUACGACCGGACCGAAUCUGUACGGUUGAACAUACGGGAACUUCGGCUUCGGCCCCACUGGCAGCCGGAAUCGCUGCAUUGGCUCUGGAAGCAAAUCCCUCUCUGACGUGGCGUGAUAUGCAGUACCUGGUUGUGUUGACAUCCCGUCCAGAACCUUUGGAGAAGGAGUCCGGAUGGAUCCUGAACGGCGUCAAGAGGAAAGUCAGCCACAAAUUUGGCUACGGAUUGAUGGAUGCUGGAUCAAUGGUCAGCCUGGCGGAACAGUGGACAAGUGUCCCACCGCAACAUAUAUGUAAAUCACGUGAAAUCAACGAAGAUCGCUCUAUUGAGGGAUCCGUUGGAUACACUCUGCAGACGCACAUGGACGUAAAUGGCUGCGCCGGGACGGUCAACGAAGUUCGUUUCCUAGAACACGUCCAAUGUAAAAUCACACUAAGGUUUUUCCCUCGCGGGAACCUCCGAAUCCUGCUAACUUCUCCCAUGGGAACCACAAGCACUUUGCUAUUCGAACGGCCUCGUGAUGUAACCAAGUCUAACUUUGACGAUUGGCCAUUCCUGAGCGUGCACUUCUGGGGUGAAAAGGCCGAAGGCCGUUGGACACUUCAAAUCUUGAACGGUGGUCGAAGACGCGUCAGCCAGUCCGGCAUUCUAUCCAAGUGGCAACUCAUCUUCUACGGAACCGAUCAGAAUCCAAUCCGACUGAAGAACGAAGCUCAACGGGGUUCGAUCGCCAACUACGGCAACGUCAAUCCAUUCGUGUUUCCAACCGAAACGGACAUCAAUUCACCAGCCUUGAGCGGUGCCGGAAACUACUACCAGUCGGACAUUUACUCCAACUCGAUGAACUAUCCGUUCCAGUUCAGCGGCGCAGGCAGUGGCAUCGACAAAACGGUGACCACCCUGAAUGGACACAACAUUCCAACGGCUCAGCGGGAGAACGUGAUGGCCGAUUCGAACAACAAACUGGUGGUGCUGCACGACUGUGAUCCCGAGUGCGAUUCGCAGGGUUGCUACGGUAAGGGACCAACCCAAUGCGUUGCCUGCAAGCACUACCGAUUGGACAAUACCUGUGUGAGCCGGUGUCCUCCGCGGAGUUUCCCGAAUCAGGGUGGCGUUUGCUGGCCGUGUCACGAGUCCUGCGAAACAUGUGCCGGCGCCGGUCAGGAUAGCUGUUUGACUUGCGCUCCGGCCCACCUGUACGUCAUCGAUUUGGCCGUUUGCCUGCAGAUCUGCCCGGAUGGUUACUAUGAAAAUUACGAUAAUCGAACGUGUGUGCCAUGCGAAGCCAACUGUGCAUCCUGUCAGGACCGACCAGACUACUGUACCAGCUGUGAUCACCAUUUAGUUAUGCAUGAACACAAGUGCUACUCAGCCUGCCCAAAGAAUACCUACGAAACGGAAGACUACAACUGCGCUGACUGUCACACGUCCUGUAUGACCUGCAAUGGAUCGUCCGAGUCGCAGUGCAUCCUGUGCCGUGCCGGACGCUUUGCCCACGAGGGACGCUGCCUGAAUGUCUGUUCGGAUGGGUUCUUCGGGGACAAAAAACGGCACGAGUGCAUGCCGUGUCCGAUCGGCUGUUCGACCUGCAGCAGCGGAAACAUCUGCACGGGCUGCCGCGAGAACUGGACCAUGAACAAGAAAGGCAAAUGCAUCGCCAACGGGAGCAAUAACUGUGAUGAAUCGGAGUAUUACGAAAAUGGCCACUGCCACACGUGUCACUCGACGUGCGAAACAUGCACAGGCCCCACCGAGAACGAAUGCCUGACCUGUGCCUCGCCGUUGCUGCUGCAGAACCAACGCUGCGUCAACGAGUGUAACGAGGGAUACUACAUGGAAGUUGGGGUCUGCGCCAAGUGUUUGCACACGUGCACCCAGUGCGUAUCGCGCAUGAACUGUACCAGCUGCCAGAAGGGCUUACAGCUACAGAGUGGCGAAUGCCGAACGACCUGUGCCGAUGGAUAUUACAGCGAUCGGGGCACCUGUGCCAAGUGCUACCUAAGCUGCAACACUUGCAGUGGACCACGGCGGGAUCAGUGCGUUACGUGCCCGGAGGGUUGGCAACUUGCCGGGGGUGAGUGUCAUCCCGAGUGUCCCGAGGGAUUCUUCAAAACCAAAUUUGGGUGCCAAAAGUGCCAUCACUACUGUAAAACUUGCAACGCCGCUGGUCCGCUGGCAUGUACCUCCUGUCCUUCGCAUUUCAUGCUGGACGGUGGCCUCUGUAUCGAGUGCCUCGGUUCACAGUUCUACGAUCCACCGACGCAGACGUGCAAGACGUGUCACGAUAGCUGCCGUUCCUGUAGCGGUCCCGGGCAGUACUCGUGCGUAACGUGCGCCUUCCCGCUGCAUCUCGACCGUCUCAACAACCAGUGUGUGCCUUGCUGUGCUAGCGAUGCCUCUCCCGAAGACCAGAGCUGCUGCCACUGCGACAAAGAAACCGGUGGCUGUAUCAACUCAUCGCCGGCCGGAAAACGGCGCAUCGGUGCCGAGCAGCAACUGCUCCAGUUUGGCGAAGAAGCCGCCAACGCCGGCAGCGGUAGCAACGCGGCCGAAACUAGCGACUCCGGUCUGCGACAGUUCCUCCAGGGGGCUUCACCUUCGGCCGUCACUGUUGUGGCCGUAUCGGGAUGCUUGCUGAUUGUGACGUUGUUUGCGGUGAUCUUUACCGUACUGCAGAAGCGUAACCGAACCGUCUACACUGGCGUACGGUACAACAAACUAUCCUCAUCGGGCGGGGCCCGAACCACAAGGAUAUCAAUACCAGCCGAUGGUGAUGAUUUAUUAGAACCAAUUGUAAAUAAUUCCGAAGACGAAGAGGAGGACGACGAUGACGAGGACACCGAGAGCGGUGCUGGUGGUGGCGGCGACCGAGACGUGUACCAUGAUGAUGACCACGAACUGCUCGAUGGCGCAGUGGUUGGCACUAGCAACAGUGGCCACAGCAGCAGGCAAAGCCGGUUUGCGGCCACUGGUCAUCACGGUGCACCACGGCGAGGGACAAGGCAGCAGCAGCAGCGUUCGAUACGAUUCGCAAGGACUUGAAAAUGGCAGGCGCGCGGCCGGGAAAAAAACGGUAAAAUGUGUGCUAUAAUAGGCGAUAACAAAUUACUAUAAAUAUUUACUUAAGUGUGGGGGAAAGCGCCACCGAGGGAGGGGUAGAACUUGGUUCCACAUAAAAGAGACAAAGAAAAUGGAAAACAUUCUGCCUUCCUUCAGGACAGUUCGUGGAAGCCUUGUUUGGAGAGAAAGAGAGACACGGUGAGAGACAGGAUGCGAUCGAAAAUAAAAUUUGAAGAAAAACACGAGAUGUUUAUGAUGUUGAUGACGGUGGGGAUGAUGAUGAUGACGAGAUGGCGAUAAGUGUGUAUGUGUGUGUGUGUGUGUGUGUGUGCUUGUGACUGUGCGUGGGUGGUUGGUAAACAAUCUUUUCAUUUGACAGAAAGAAAAAAAAACUUUUUUGUUACUUUUAUACACUAUUAUUACCGUAGAGAAUAGGGAAACUGACAGAAGGCGUCGAGGCGCCACGAUGGAGUGGAAAAGAUGAUUUAUACACUGUUAAGGCACUUUUCAAAUUCCGAACACAAUAGACAGGGGACAGGCGGCGAUUUUUGGAAAAGCUGCUUAUGGAAACAGAGGGAAUUGAUUGUCAUGGGAACGAGGGAAAAUUGAGCGAUUAGUAGCUUCGAUUGAACUUUUCUACGAGGAUGAGUGGCUG
This is a messenger RNA of Ochlerotatus camptorhynchus, 7462 nucleotides long. RefSeq names its product furin-like protease 2. The record is from RefSeq and is a predicted model, not a curated record. Bases 2185 to 6789 code for a protein of 1534 amino acids. NCBI's taxonomy places the organism in Eukaryota, Metazoa, Arthropoda, Insecta, Diptera, Culicidae. Gene Ontology annotation, biological process: protein processing. Gene Ontology annotation, cellular component: Golgi membrane; trans-Golgi network. The transcript is spliced from 17 exons. Gene Ontology annotation, molecular function: serine-type endopeptidase activity.